This is a messenger RNA of Ambispora gerdemannii, 3414 nucleotides long. The record is from the annotation of a GenBank genome assembly. NCBI's taxonomy places the organism in Eukaryota, Fungi, Glomeromycota, Glomeromycetes, Archaeosporales, Ambisporaceae.
AUGUCUGCGUCAAUUUCUGCUGAUCAGUCGAUAACUAGUGAAGACAUCACAUCAUCCGAGUAUUUCCCCGAUUCUGUAGAUAUAUCCACAUCAACGUUACCUACCAUUAGUACUAGUAACAAUACUACCAAUUCUACUAGUACACCAUCACCGACAGCAACCACAACAAACACAGUGAAUUCAACUUCAACAAAAAGGAAUGCACAUGGGCAACAACCACCACAGCAAGCAUCCCGACAGUCUACAAACACCUCGGUACGACCACCGUAUCAAACUGAUACGGAACCGCCACGUGGAGUUAAUUUUAAGGUUAUAUUUCACCCUGGCUUACAUGUGGAUCAUAGUGGAAAAUAUGGGAACAGGAAAGUGUACCGUUUAAACGGUCAAGUGGGGCCUCAUGAAUCGCCAAUUAUAUUGACGGACCCAAGACUGACUACCACACAAAGAAAGCCUCGACUAAGGCAAGAAUUAAAGCAGGGACUGGAAUUAACGGAAUUUCUGUAUGAUAAAAAUUCACGCGGUCCUCCACCACCCACUUCAGUCCUCCUCUCUAAUCUACCGGUGAUGAAAGAAAGCACGAUCAAGGCCAUGUUCCUAGAAUAUGGUCGAGAUCUGGAUAUACGAUUAGAGAAUCAUCCGAUUACCGGCGGGUUUAUAGGUUUGGCGAGGAUUACAUACGUAGGAGAAAAUCCGAGAACUGCUGCACGAAGGGCUGUCGAAAAAGGAAAUGGACGGCGCAUAGGUAGUAAUAAUGUGGUGGUUGAAUUUGACCCAGAUGGGUCCAAAUUAAGACAAUCAGUAGAUGCAUUACUGCUCAAACAAAAAUUAACUACGAUACAACAAAGUAACACUUCAUCUUCACAUCAAAACAACACUACCAACACUACAUCAUCGUUAUUAUCACAGCAGAAACAAAGAGAAAUCACACCAUCAUCACAUAACAAUGACGAUGACAUGGAGAUUGGCGAUGCUCCAACACCUCCAUCAAUAUCACAGUUGCCACCUCCAUCUUAUCCAUACAUAAUACCUUCUUCUACUGUGCCUCCCAUCCAAAGAAUGAACGGACCACCCCCUGUUUUAUACCCUAAUAGCCUGCCGAUGACACCAAACAGAUUCUAUCCGCAGAAAGGACCAUCUGAGCGACCAUUCCAUACUUCGACUUCAUCUCCUAUUAACACGAAGCCUUAUACCAAGCAUGAACCAAAUUCAUUUUACCAUUACAAUAUUCCAGCACAACCAAACAGCAAUAAUAGCAGAUCAUCAACACAAGACAUGUAUUCAUCACGAUCAAAUAACUAUUCUAGGAAACAAAAACCACCCUUGCCAACUACAUCUAAUACAUUCGAACCCCUGCCACCACCUCUGCCACAAACCGAUAAAAGAUACCCAUUAACAAGACCGGUAGCUAACGAUUAUAAAGCGUCUUACUCGUAUCCUGAUGAUGAGAAAGAGGAUGGCGAAAUUGAUCCAUACUAUGAUGAUGAUAGAAGACAUGAUCGAUAUCGACAUCAACCGACAACUUCGCGUCCUAGAUCACGGGAAGAUGAUUUACAUAUAUACGGAAAUGACAUUAGAGAUCGCUAUAGAAGAGACCUUGAUUACUCUGCACGUCCACGGGUGAAUGAUGAUUGGUCUCGUGACAACAACUAUAAACACCCGCCUCCGCCGCCUCCUGUUAAUCGAAGUCGAAAUCCGUCAGAGCCUAGUUUUAGUCGAAAUGGAAGUCGCAGUAGUAGAACAAGAGAACAUAAGGAACCUUCUAAUAAUAAACGCGCUAAAGAUCGUCCUCCGCAUCAACCGCCAGACGUGUCUCAGAUUUUGCAGCAGUCCACAAAAAUACUCAUUAGCGAAUUAUCCGAAGUUUUUCAAAAGGAUUUAAAGAAUAAGGUGGUCGGAAAAUUCAUUUUCGAUUAUCUCACACCAAAGAUCCAAGAGCGAAAACAACAGCGAUUGGCGAAAUUAAAAUCCAAGAACGAGGAGAAAAAGCAGCAGCCAGAAAUGAGAGCUAGAGAAUUUUCUGAACUCGGGCCUUUCGAAUCAAAAUAUUCAAUGUUGCAUGGAACAAAGCUGAAUGGGAAUGGAUUGCGGGAUUAUGAUUUGAAGUUUCGAAUGGGUGAUAGUGAUUUCCGAGAUCGAAGGUCCGGUUAUAAUAAAGAUCAAAACCAGUCUUCGAUUACUACUACCAUCGGUGGCAUGAAUAACAAUAAAAGACCACACCCAAGCUCUAAAUACGACAACAACCGGUCUAACAAAAAGAUUAACAGUAGAAAAUCUCCUCCACACAAACGACCAGCUUUCGAGUUCACAGAUUCUGAGAACGAAGACGGACAAGGAGAAAAGAGCGAAGAUUUGGCCACUUGUUCCAAUAAACAAGAAGCGUCAUCGAGCUCUGAAGAAGGAGAGAUACAUACAGACGAUGAACUAUUUCCUGAAAAUCAAAAAUCUCCCCCUAAACAAGAAUCACUCGAAAAACCCAAACAUACGCCGUUUAAAGUCGAAAAACCACGUCAUCAACAACAAAGAUUACGUGAUUAUUUGAGCGAGGAUGAUGACUCGGAUUCUAAUGAUUUUCUAGAGGAGUUCAAUAAACAUGAAUCUCAACGAGAACAAGAAAAUCAUUCCCCUGCUGAUGAAGAGCUAAUGGAUGUCGAUAAAAAUGAACUUUUGACUGAUGAUAUCAUUGAUAAAGUAGAUCGUCUGCCGAAGAGAAAAAAGAGACGUCUAUCGAAUCAAUCGUCAAAAGCUGCACCUACAGCAAGGCGGCUUACGAAAGAUAUUGAUUUCACCAGCAGCGAGAGCGAACACGAAGAGGAACCUGAAUUAAAACAUAAGAACGAUGUCGCUGCUACGUCUACCAAGAAGAUCGUUAUUCCUAUGAUCAAAGUCAAUAAUGAUAACAUUAACAAUAGUAUUGAGAAGAAGGAACAACCACAAAAACAAGAAACAACAGAAACAAAGACAUUAGUUAUUACACAUACCGGUGGUAAUAGUAGUAAUAUUAUUAAAAAAAAAUCUUUAAUUCAUCCGAAAAAUAAAUCAAUAAUUCCUGCCAUCAAAGCAGAAGAGGUGAAAUCGAUCAAAUCAGAAGAAAAUAACGAACCAACGCCGAUGAUUACUGAUGAGAGCGAAAAAAGUAACUCAGAAAGUGAUCAUGAGGAUAGAGACGAAAUCGAUUCAGAGCCCGACGUUGAAUUUACCGAUGUAGUUCCAAUGAACAAAGAUGCUUACGAAUCGGCAGAGGACUCGGAAUUCGAUGAAGAAGAAGCUGAAGAAACUUCAUCUCCUGACGAAAUCUUUGACGAAGAGGAUUAUACAUUCUUAGAAAUAGUUGUCAAAGAAUUUGAGCAAGAUCCUGCCGUGUAUAUCAAUGACUCUAUUGGCGCGAUCAAUUAUGAUCCCAUCGGUAUGGAUUAA